AUGGUAGCGACAGUUUUAUUUUUCUUUCUUCUGGCUUUUUCUAAAAGCCAGAUUCUUUUUGAGAUCCUAUACAGCUCACAAACUGACCAAGAAUUUAUUGACCACCUAAUUCAGGACUUAGCUCUUGAUUUCCAGACAAAAGUUGAUUUUCUCCACAAAAAAAUAAACUCGAAUUCUGAUAUUUUAGAUCUCAAAGAGAAUCCCACAGUUCUGCUUGAUUUAACGUUCAGCAUUUCUUUGGAAAUUUACCUUCAGGAAUUGGCAAAGCAAAACCAAUUUAUUCUACUGUCAAUUAAAGGAAAGGAAAAUAAUUUCCAUGAUUGGCAAUUUUUUACCCAUUUUUCCGAAGAAGAUGACAAAAAGGGACUUAUGACGGUAAUUUCUUAUUUAAAUUGGGAAAAAUUCAUUCUAAUUUCAAAUGGAAAUUCGGGAAUAAUCUCAAAAGGCAUUUCUCAAGGAAAAAUUGUGAAGGAAUUUAAUUUUAUUGAUUCUGAUAGUCAGGAUAUAUCUGAUUUAUUAAUAGAAAAACAAAUAAAGCCUACCGGUAUCAGAAAUAUCAUCAUCCUAAACCACGAAAAUGGUGCUCAAAAACUACUCAAAAGCCUGAAAGAAAAAAAUAUUUUGGGCUUAGAAAGUGGUAUUAUAUUAAAAGGUGAAAAUUUAGGAAAUAUAACAGAAAAUGGAAUUUGAACAUAUAUAGAAAGAGGGCUAGAAAAUUCAGCUGAUAGCUAUAUGUACGAGUUAUUAGCUAUUGAAAAAUUUAUUGACUUUGUGCUGGGAUAUGACGAUAUCUAUGACAUGAACAAUUUACGCCAGGCUUUAGAAAAAGCUACCGUGAGGCAUCACCCAGUUCCUGACUACUCAGUUAUAAAUAUACAAGACUAUCAAAAAAUUGUGAUAGGUGGCAUUUUCAAUGGAAUUAUGAGCGUUCUCAAUGAUUUUAAUAUAAUUCCAAAUUCUCCAUUUACAAAUAUCACUAUCUCAAUGGCAGAUGGAGACACGAACUUCGGAUACCCACCCAGCAAUUAUUCAUCAAGUGCCAAAAUAGGGGCCAAAUAUGCAUUAUUUCACAUAAAAUCCAUCAAUUUUUUAGAUGGUUUUGAAAUUUUGGUCACUCAUGUUGACUGUGGCGCUGAAUAUUUUACGAUUCCUGACUCAUAUGACUGUUUAAGCAAUUUAACAGAAAAUUUUGGGGUAGGUUUUUUAACUUCAAUUUAUACUAGGACAGUUAUAAGUAAUAUUUUGGCGUUGAGAAGCUUAAAUAUCUCUAUUCCUCAAAUAUCGGAGUAUGCUCCAGGGACUUCUUUGUCAGAUAUAGAAGCUUAUCCUGAGUUUAUGAGGGUGGUAAAAAAUAGGAAUUAUAAUGUGAAAGUUAUUGUAAAUCUCAUUAUAGCUCUGCAAUGGAAAAAUAUUAUUCUUUUGUAUGAGAAAAUGUAUGACUCAUUGGCAGCUUAUCAAUAUUUCUUAUCGUUGAUAAGUUUUAGUAAUAUAAAUAUUGUGAAUAAAGAAGAGGAAAGAGUAUUCAGUCAGGACGAUAAUGAAUUGAUAAAAAAUAUUAUAAGCUAUAAAGAAAGAGUCUACGUAUUACUUCUUCGGCCACAGUCAGAACUGCAGGCUAUGACAGAAAUUUAUGGUGCAGGUCUUAGAAGUUCAGAAGCGAUUUUUCUGAUGUAUAGCAACAUUAUGUACGAAAUCUCAGGAAUUAGUGAAAAAACAAAAAUUCCAAUGGUAAAUAGCAUUUUAAAUAUAAAUCAAGAAGAAUGAGUAGGCAACCUUGGAAAAAUACUUAAACAGUCUAUUAUAAAGUAUACUGACAGCAAUUUGGAGUUUCGAUGUUUUUCAUUUGAUGCCGCAAUGCUUUUAUUUCAUGGAAUUAAAUAUAUAACUCAAUAGAUUGAUUUUGUAAAAAUAAAAAUACUUUUUUAUAUAGAAUAGCGUAAAAUUUAAACCCAGCCAGAAGCAUAAUACUAUUAAUCAUGGCCAAAAUUUCGAAAAUUCUACUAUUUUGAAUAAAAAUUUAAGACAACAAAAAUUCAUAGGCUGCUCUGGGACUGUGUCUAUAGGAUCAGGAAAUAAUGAUAGGCCAGAAGCCAUGAUAGGAAUUUAUAAAAUAAAGUGAAAUGACACAUCUGAGCGCUUUUAUGAGUACCAAAUAGGACAAUACAAUUUUGCAUCAGCAAAGCUAAUAGCGUUCUAUGAAAAUGUGCCUGAUUUAAUGCAGAAAAUAGGUGAUUGCCCUUUUGAUGAGGAUUUAGUUAAAUAUUCCUAUAAAGGUGCUGGAAUUUUGUAUGGAGUUUCACUUGGACUUAUUGUGACGACAUUUAUAAUUGGACUUUAUAUAUGAAAAACAUAUGGAAACUCUGAGGUUAAAAUUUUAGAUGAAAAAUUUCUUAUGAAAUUUGAGGAUUAUUUUGUUGUGCCGAUAAUGAUUAUUGAAAGCCUACAAUUUAUUGCUAUGGGACCUGAUAGGGAUGAUCUUGAUGCUCCUCUGAGAUUUCUUGCUUAUUUUUCUACUGUAGAUUUUGAUGAAUCUGGAAAAAAAGGAAAUUUUUGAAUUUAUGUUUAUUCUGCAUUAAUAGCGGUUUGCUCAUGAGUCUACUGCUGUUUUUGCGUUAUUUGUAAAAACUGUGGAAAAAAGUGGCUAUUUUUGCCAGAUUCAGUGAUUUUUGAACUUUUGCUGCCUAUUUUUAGCAGCAUCUGUUUCUUACCAAUUAUAUCGAUAUUAUUAAGCGUUAUUCAAUGUAUUGAUGGCAUUGGAGAUGAUUUAAGUAAUAGCUUUAUUAAGCAAGAUUGCACCACUUUUUGCUGAGAAAAGUCUCAUUCAGCUUGGGCAGUGCUUUCAAUUCUCGCAUUAUUUAUAUAUGCAAUUCUAAAUAUAUUCCUAUCUAAAGUAUAAGCUAAAAUAAUAUUUUUCCAAAAUUAUUUUUAAUCUUAAAUUACCAAAAUUAGCAUAUUUGCCACUCGACAUUUUCUUCAGACCAUAUUUAUAUGAUUUAAAUAAAAAAGAGCUCAACAUUAAGACACCACCAUUUCACACUAUGUCAAAAUCAUCUUUUCAAAUGAUCGCAAUAGUCUUAAAUAAAACCCUAAAGCCUUACAAUCAGCCCUUAAAUGGGUUUAUCUUAGGCAUCGCUUUAUCAUUAUUUAUUUUAUGAUGCUUAAAGCAGAAACCAUACAAUUAUCAUCGGUGCAAUCUUUGGCUGGCUAUUUUUUAUUCAUUUGCUUCAUGAAGUAUAUUAUUAUCGUCAAUAUAUCAAAUAUCCUCACACAAGUUUGUAAUAUUUUGGCUUAUUUUUCAAUAUAUUGGAAUUAUAUCACUGCUUAGCCUUGGAUUUUUUAUUCAAAAACAAUAUUACCCAAGUUUGCUUUAUUCAGAAAAAGGUAUUGAUCUUGGUGCGAUUUUUAGGUUUGCCUUAGGAAAUAAGGUGGCUGCUGAAGAAAUAAAUAGAGAAAAGGGGGGAAAAUAUAUAAUUUAUUCUGAAUCUAGUAACCAAGAGUUGCUUAAAAAAGCCUCAUUUGAUCUUACAACUAUGAAAUUUGAUGUCGUUGAAAAAGAAGUGGUUUCAAUAGAGCAUUAUGGAUUGGAUAUAAAGGAAGAAGAAUAUAGGCACACUAUUAAUUAG
Blepharisma stoltei is the source of this 3623-nucleotide messenger RNA. The record is from the annotation of a GenBank genome assembly. Lineage: Eukaryota; Ciliophora; Heterotrichea; Heterotrichida; Blepharismidae.